AUGGUCUCAAGGGUAAAUUUUGGUUGACUUUUUACACAUGCAUUACUGCUUCAACGGUAUCCUUACUGUAUUUUUUUUAUUUUAUUCUUAUUAAGUUGAACAAUUUGCAGAGUAAAUUUUGGGCAAAUGGCGUUUGGUUCAACUCAGUGGAGCACUAUUAUCAAUUUACAAAGGUCAAGGAGUUGCUCAGCGAAAAGCUGGCCAAGUCGAUGAAGGCUGAAAAAGUGGACCCAGCUGAAAUGAGAAGGAGAACGAAGGCCUUCCUCAAAACACAUGGGAUACAACAAUGUAAGGUGGAUGAAUGGAAAGAUCGACGCGCUCCGGCCGUUCUUUUCGAUGCGAUUCAGGCCAAAUUCGAUCAGAAUGAGAGACUCAGGAGGAAGUUACUGGAGACUGGAACCAAAGUUCUGAUCAAUACGUUCAGUGGGGACAGGGUGUUCACUUCUGGGUCGUCGCCAGACGACUUCAACAGAUGGGUGUCUGAGCAGAAUGCCGUGAUACAAAUGCCCGAGAAUCUUCAAUGUUUUCGAAGUCGGGAUUUCCCGAUUAUCCACAAGGGACACAAUGUUUUGGGGUUUCUUUUAAUGGAGGUAUGUUGUCUUCUUCAUUACAACUUUUGUCGUUGAAGCUUCGUCAAAUUUAUCUCAAGGCGAUGACCUCCGUUCCUCCGCCUUCCUUCCAAGUUCCUACCAAUAGUUUCGCCCCUUCCUUUCAACCACCAGCAGGUCCUUCUUAUUUUGUACCUCAAUCACCUCCAAUGUCUUUCUCCUAUUGCCGAGGACUGUCCGGAAGCUACAGUUAUGGACAAGUUCCAUCGGUCUUGAACUCUCAGGCAUUCAGUCAACCUCCGCCAGCUCCUAGCUCCUUCAACCGGAGUUAUUAUUCGCGUCCAACAAAUCUGAAUUACAAUCGAUAG
This is a messenger RNA of Bursaphelenchus xylophilus (pine wood nematode), 916 nucleotides long. NCBI's taxonomy places the organism in Eukaryota, Metazoa, Nematoda, Chromadorea, Rhabditida, Aphelenchoididae. The record is from the annotation of a GenBank genome assembly.